UGGACUGAGACGUAGCAAAGCAUCCCUCAAAAUUCUCACUUUCACUCCCUCACUAACAGUCACGUUCUUUCUCACAUUCUGGAAAUCCCGAAACGGCGUCACUUUUACCAAAAUGUUAAAGAAAAAAAAUCAGCUGAAAGUGUAAAGACUUUAAAAGCUCGUUGAUCUGCCAUCUGUGAUUCGGAGGAGGCGUGGAUCAGUGACCGGAAAUCGUACACCAUGUCACCGGGAGAGAUGGUUUCCCGGUCACUUCUCGACAAACCUCUCAACCAACUCACUGAAGAUGACAUUUCUCAGCUCACUCGUGAAGAUUGCCGUCGAUACCUCAAAGAGAAAGGUAUGAGGAGGCCAUCCUGGAACAAAUCGCAGGCCAUCCAGCAAGUGAUCUCUCUCAAAGCGCUCUUUGAAGCAACGACGGAUUCGGAAGCAACCGAGUCACCAAAGAAGCUCAACAGUGUUCCUUCAAAUCCCGUUGUUUCAGUUAAGAGAACGAGAGAAACGGUUUUAUACCGACGUCAUGAUCCCCCCAAGCCCGAUGUUUUACUGGCUGCGGACAUCGAUUCUAUUUCUCCCAGAACUAAAGUUGCAGCAAAUGAGCCAGUAGGACAGAUGACAAUCUUUUAUGGCGGAAAGGUGAAUGUCUAUGAUGACGUGCCUGGUGAUAAGGCACAAGCCGUUAUGCAGCUUGCUGCAAGCCCUCUCCCAAUAGCUCCAUCAGAGGGAAAUACAGAAGUAUGGUCCAUUCCAUGCCACUUGCAGCCUACAGGUGUCAAAGUUGGCUCAACUUCUCCUGUGUUGAUCUUCCCAACUUUACAAACAGUGAAAGUGGCAGAAAACUGUCAUCUUCCCCAGGAAGAAAGUUACAUUUCUUGUGAAGACAGCCAUGAUGGCCCAACCGGCAGAAAAGCAUCAGUGCAAAGAUACCGUGAAAAGCGGAAAGACAGGUUCAAGAACAAGAAAAAAGUAGCAAUGCCUUCAUCUGCUGGUUUGGACAUAUAUUUAAACCAUUUGACUAGAGAUGAGAUCUCAAACGAGCAGCUGAGUCAAAGUGAUGUCUGCCUUACUCCCAGAUCCAGACCACCUAACAUGCCCAUCAGUUGCAGCUUGGUUGAAAAUUUUUCGUUGGUUACUAAUCACUCUGCUAAUCUCAAUGACAAAGGAAUGUUGAGUAUAGAGAGGACUGAUCAACUGUGACAUCUUUGCUGGAAAAGAGUUUUUUUUCCCUGGGCAUAUUUAUCCUAGCUAACUAUAUGGUAAGUAAGCAGAAUGCAUUAUGUAGCUGACCUCAGUUGCGGCAAGUACCUUUUGAGUUAGAUGACAAAGAAAUUCACAAUUUCUGUGUCACUAGUUGACGUGGAUGAAAUAAAUGGUCAGAACUCAUGAGGCUUAAAAGGAGCAUUGUUGUCCGUUUUUACCGAGUUAAGAGUUUGUUUUUCAACUAGACUUGAGUUACCCUUUAUGUAGUAUUAGAACUGACUGAUUUUGCCAAUGUGUCUGCAUCUAAUCAAAUGUUCUUAAAUUCUCUAUAACUGCUUGAUGUAUGUUCGACUUUUACAA
Mangifera indica (mango) is the source of this 1557-nucleotide messenger RNA. Its product is annotated as protein TIFY 4B-like. Bases 220 to 1194 code for a protein of 324 amino acids. Gene Ontology annotation, biological process: response to wounding; regulation of defense response; regulation of jasmonic acid mediated signaling pathway. Gene Ontology annotation, cellular component: nucleus. Lineage: Eukaryota; Viridiplantae; Streptophyta; Magnoliopsida; Sapindales; Anacardiaceae. The record is from RefSeq and is a predicted model, not a curated record. The transcript is spliced from 9 exons.